AAAUCAUCAUCAUCACCAUUACCAAAUAGCAAAACGACAAGAAACGAUGAUGUUUUUAACUCAGGGAACUAAAACCCAGUUAAGCGAGUGAGUCAAUUCGUUAGUCGUUGAUGAUAACGAUGACGAUGGAUCUCGGGGGACGGAGCCCAAGCCAUGCCCAACUAGUGGGAGACUAUAUACUGGGUCCCAGAAUCGGUUGGGGUUCAUCCGCGGUGGUUUGGAGGUCAAGGCAUAGGCAACUUGGGUUCGAAGUAGCAGUUAAAGAGAUUGAUAAGAAACUCCUGAGCUCUAAAGUUGGUGAAAAUCUACGAAACGAAAUUUCCAUUCUCAGCACCAUUAAUCACCCCAAUAUCAUCCGCUUUUUUGAAGCCAUUGAGACUGAUGAUAGGAUAUACCUAGUGUUGGAGUAUUGUGAUGGAGGGGAUCUUGCGGCUUAUAUUCAUCAACAUGGGAAAGUGUCAGAGGAAGUUGCCAGGCAUUUUAUGAGGCAAUUGGCUGCAGGAUUGCAAGUUCUUCAAGAAAAACAUCUUAUUCAUCGGGAUCUAAAGCCACAGAACUUACUACUGUCAACUAAAGCAGCAACUCUGCAACUGAAGAUAGGAGAUUUUGGUUUUGCAAGAUCGCUGACACCCCUAGACUUGGCUGACACACUCUGUGGUUCACCAUUGUACAUGGCUCCAGAGAUUAUUCAGAAUCAGAAAUAUAAUGCAAAGGCUGAUUUGUGGAGUGUUGGGACAAUCUUAUUUCAACUGGUUACUGGGAAGCCACCAUUUGAUGGAAAUAAUCAGUUACAGCUAUUUCAGAAUAUAUUGAGAUCCACUGAACUGCAGUUUCCAGAAGGUGCCCUAGAAGAAUUACAUCCAGAUUGUGUUGACCUUUGCAGAAGCCUGUUACGUCAUAAUCCAGUUGAGCGUCUGACAUUCAUGGAAUUUUUCAGUCACAAGUUCCUUGGGGAGUCAAGCAAGAAAGUGGAUCUUGAGCUGGACUCAUCACUUCCACAAUCAAAAUCAAUGGUUGAGCAGUUUGAUUCUUCUGCCUCUGAGAAGAAAUCUCAGUUACUAUCUGGGCAUCCCAUGGACACAUCUAGCAGAAAGAUGAAAUCAGCCAGUUCAUCUGGACAUGGUAUAGAAUUACUUUCAAAGGAGCAUGGUUGUUCAUCCAGUGUCGAAGGUGCUCAUGGGGCAGUGCCUCUUAUUGUAUGUGAUAACAAACGGAAAUCUGUUGAUAACCAAUGUUCAUCAGAUCAGCCUAGAGUAGCUGACUCAAUGGAGUACAUUGAGAAAGAAUAUGUCAUUGUCAACCCUCAUUUUGCAUCAAUGGAGGCUUUCUCUUAUUACCUUGAGACAUCCCUGCAAGAUAAUUCAACUAGUAGGCUUUUAAAGUGCCAGGCAAAGAAGAGUGACCAGGAAUCAGCAGUUUAUGUGGAAACAAAGGAGGCUGCUGGGAGUUCUGCUAGUUUUGCAAUAAUUCCACAAUUUCAGGGAUCAGAUCCACAGGCAACAUCAUCUGAAUCAGCUAUGUUAAGGGAAGUGCAGGGACUUAGCAUACUGCAUCCCUCAACUAGACUGCAAUUGUUGCAUCGGUAUGCUCAGGCUAUAGCAGAACUAGCUCAAGAAAAGUAUAAUGCAGGACUAUUUCUAGAAUCAUUUUCGGUUGAACUUGUUGUCUUGGCUAUAUGGAAGAAAGCUCUUCAGAUCUGUGGCUCUUGGAUGACCUCUGCUGCAGAAAAUGAAUUACCCGGAAGCAGUUCAGUCAAUGAACCUAGCAAUGUUCCGGGUAGUGCAAACUUGUCUCUAAAUUCAGAAUAUAAUGUAGAUUUAACCAGGCCGUCAUCUGUUUGCAUCUGGGCAGAGCAAGGGUUUGUUGUUGCAUGUGAUCGUGCGGAGAAGUUAUCAUGUCAUCUUCAAGAUAUGGAUGCUACUGUUGAGAUGCCUGAUGCCAUGGAAAUAAUAUAUCAAAAAGCAGUCACUAUGGGGAGAAGAGCUGUAGAUGAGUAUACGGAGAACAAAGGUAUUGCAGCAGCAUCGUACUCUAAAGCAAUGCUUUUACUUUCAUUUAUUGUAAGAGAGGCGUUUAAUCUGCCAUUGAACCCACCAUUUUCACUGACUCCUGCCAAUAAGAUGCGAAUUCAGACCUACAUUAACUAUUUGCAGACCAAUCUCAGUUUCUAACAUCAGCACCAUUUUCCAAGCUGUCUGCAGACUCCCCCAAGUGAAUAACGCUGCUUGUCUAUAGAUAAUUUCAACUACAGCAAUUUUUGAAUUGUGUUUUCUUGACAAGGAUAUAAAGAAAGACUUGUCUGGUAAUGACAUUAUACGGAUAGAUUUGGACAUAUAUCUAAUGUAUAGAAAAAGUACAUUACCAAAGCUGUCUGGAGCAAAAUGAUCUAUGUUGAGGAGGAAUUACAUGUAAAUAAUAGUAUUCUUCCUCGUGAUAGACUGCAAA
Messenger RNA from Durio zibethinus, 2445 nucleotides. Lineage: Eukaryota; Viridiplantae; Streptophyta; Magnoliopsida; Malvales; Malvaceae. The record is from RefSeq and is a predicted model, not a curated record.